Folsomia candida is the source of this 2382-nucleotide messenger RNA. RefSeq lists its product as uncharacterized. The coding region runs from base 375 to 1781 and encodes 468 amino acids. Lineage: Eukaryota; Metazoa; Arthropoda; Collembola; Entomobryomorpha; Isotomidae. The transcript has 3 exons. The record is from RefSeq and is a predicted model, not a curated record.
UCAGUCUGUCUCAUUUCAUUAAGUAUGCAAAUUUGAGUCUGCUGGAUCGCAUUACACAAAUGAGUGCAAAUAAUAAAAUGCAAAUGAGGACAAAUUUAUUUCGGGUUUUGUUAGAAAUUAUAAAUUUUGAAAGACUAUGAAUUUAAUUGCUUUGACCGACGAAUAGGAAGUGACGAUGGUUAUCCAACAUGUUUCUAAAUAUCUUUAAAAUGAACAUGUCAGGAGAUAGAUUUGAAAUUCAAAUUUUAAAUCACAUGUUGAGCGUGGGGUUUAAUACAAAUUAAUUAAGGAACAAUUAAGUAUUACCAAAAUAGUUAAAAUUAGAUAUAUCUAGCAAUAAAUAACGUAUUCAUGCAUGUCCUUGGUUGUCCUGCAUGAAUGAAUGGCAACAUGGAAAUUCAGGCGUUCUCUAUGAAUUUAUUUCUGAGCGUCCAAUUUUGCAACAAAGUUUCUCAAAGGUCGUUGACAUGGGGACGAAAAGAUCAGAGUUUUCUCUGCCAGCCAGCCAAAAGUUCACUUCAGGCCCAGAGACGCCAGUCCACUCGCAGUCUCCGCUCCGACACUUUCCUCUCCAGCCAGUCCUUCCACCAAUUUCUCUCAGAAACAUUUACAUUUUUCCCGAAACUUCUCACGAUAAAUUCAAAGGUCCCAGAUUAGAAAUGGACAUCGCGUUCCUUGAUAGUUUGCUAGGAUCCCUUGGCAAUGGAGCAGGCUCUGGAGCAGAGCCAGAGUCUAGUGCUAGUCUGUUCGAAAGAUUGGGAGCAGCUGAGGUGGAAGUUAUGCUGACGGAGGAAGAAGGGCUUACUGUAGCCCAGCAGUUGGAAAAAUAUGGUUUGGAAGACAUGUUAGACCCAAACGUUCAGGCCAUAGUGUCUGAGGCUGAGAUGAUGGCUGAGAUGAUGCCAAUGCCAGCCCCAGUGCCAGAUCGAGUGACGGAGUCAGUUCCAACACCAGCUCAGCCAUUUUCAACGCAUGAGGUGAAAAAGAAGAGUAGGUCACAGAAAAAAAAGAGAGAGGAGGUUCCGGUCAGUGACGAUGACGAGGUACAAGUGGUGGAUGUAAAACCGGCGAAAAAAAUGGGUCUCCCCAAGAAGGUCGUCAUCCCAGGUGAAUUUGUGGUGAAACGGCCACGUAAAUCGAGUCCGAAUACCAAUGAAAAUUUCGAGAACGAAGGGGAAGGCCCAUUCUCGUCUGUGAAGGUGUGGAGAGGUCGUGGACCGAAUAUAAUGGCUGAGAUGUUGCCAGCCCCAGUGCCAGCUCCAGUGACGGAGUCAGUUCCAACACCAGCUCCAGAGCCAUUGUCGGUGCCUGAGGUGAAAAAGAAGAGUAGACCACAGAAGAAAAAGAGAGAGGAGGUUCCGGUCAGCGACGAUGACGAGGUACAAGUGGUGGAUGUGAUACCGGCGAAAAAAAUGGGUCUCCCCAAGAAGGUCGUCAUCCCAGGUGAAUUUGUGAAAAGGCCACGUAAAUCGAGUCAGAAUACCAACGAAAAUUUCGAGAACGAAGGGGAAGGCCCAUCCUCGUCUGUGAAGGUGUGGAGAGGUCGUGGACCGAAUAGAUCUAAACCUCCACCUCAGGUUAAGUCGAGAAUUCAACUCGCAAGGGAGGAAAUGAUGGGCUUCGAUGCAGAAAACGAGGUGAUCGAACCAGAUGUACUUAUACCAGAAGUACUUAUACCAAGAGGACAAGUAGCCUCAGAAGAUGUCGAAGCUCUCAUGAAGAUCUUCUUUCCGCCAAAAGGUUCAGAAAAGUUCCGUCGGUCAGGUAAAUGGUACGCUUAGUGUAGAUAGAAAAUUAUUAAUACAUGUAAAUAAACAAAGAGUAGAGAUGAUAUUACAUACAGACAAUUUAUUAACGUCAAAAAAAAUUCAUAUGACAUAGUUUAGUUAUUUUAUGUUAUUACAUUGGAAAUAUCUCCAUAUUAUUAUAACCUGCAUAACAGGACUAAAAAUCAAGAAAUGCUAAACAAAUUUGCAUUAGUUAAUGUCAUCAAAAAUUCUAUAAAACUAAAGAUAAAAUAUUCUCAAGAAAUAAUUAGUUUGGAAAGCACAAAUUCAAUACUACAGCUUAAUCAUCAAAACAUUUCCAAUCAGAUUACUGUUAAUAAUUCACCAAAAAAAUACCCACCCCUGUGACGAUGGUCACUAUCAGAAAACUCGCAUCAGAAUUGUGGCAUCCCGACCUCCACAAGUCACCCAUUUUCCUGACUCCACUGCAAUUGAAUUCCUCGUACUCAUUGACCAACGCUCUUACAUCGUAAAACAAACCUCGGGGAGACCUGUCGACGUGAUUUUUCGAAUCGAAUGUCUUCACCCAUUUUGACGCUGGAGUAAACAAUCCGUGUUCGAUUACUAGAGAAAUAAAGUCAAUUGUCGAACAGUU